CUGUAUUGUCUAUUUUAAUCAUAUUAGUUUUUAUGAUUUUUCUUUCAAAUCAUGUGUGAUUUGCACAUAACUGAAGUGGCAGCUUGGCAUUUGUGACCAAAGGUCACAGACAGAUCAGACUGGCUCAUCCUGUGAACUUUCAUGGUUUUGCCAAGCUGUGUUACUUUUACUGAGAUAAACCAUUCACAGAUGUUGUGCGAACCCACUGGAUUACACAGGGAAAUCAUUGUCCUUUACAGGAUUGAAACACAUGAUCAAUUAUCUAAGAAUCUGUGUGACUCAUCCUGUCUUGACACAGAAUAAGGGUCUAAUUUUGAAGUGGAAUGGUUGUAUUAAUGUAAUCUAUGUAGCCAAUGUCAGUCUGCUCUGCCUGGCUGUUCCUCUUGUUCUUCUUUGUCAUCCUACAGGUUCUGGGAUUUGGACUUAAUAUCAAAAGUGUCAAAAUGGGGCGUUCGUCCUUGCUCUUCAUUUCGCUUACCGUGUCUCUCUCUUCAAUUGGAAGCCUCAUCACUUCACAUUUACUGGACAACUCUGAUUCAAACCGAAUAACUCGAAGCACAGGCAGAAACAACAAUGCUCCAGACAGCUUGGCCAGUGAAUUAAUCUUUCAUUCAGAGAGCAGUAGUGACUCUGCGGAGGGUGUUGAGAGUACAGCAUCACAGAUACUCAUCAUUCCAAAGAAGACGGAGCAAGCCAGCAAUGAAAGCCCUUCUGGGUCUGGAAUUCCUUUAACUAAAACACCAGCACUUACUCUGCACCACUCAGGCGCUCGUGAACAAGGAGCCGAUGAAGCUAAUACUUCAAUUACAGGAUACAUUCACUCCAGUGUGCACAUGAUCUCAGAGGAAGCUCUCUUGGAAGGCAGCCACAUAACAACUGAGGAACAAUUAAAAGAGAGGCAUACAUCCAUUGUAAAUGAUGAUUUUCUGAAUGGUUUGGACAGCCCUAAACUCUCUGUGCAAAGCAAUGCGUUAAUGUCCACUACAAACCAUUACCUGUCAGGACCUGGAGGUCCAUGUGUGCUUGGUCUGAGUCCUUGUGUUGUUCUUACAAACUAUAAUGGCACCAAUCUGCUCUGGGAUGACAUGAGACGCACACUGGCAUUUGCCUGGGAACUACAUGUCUUUGGAUCAGCCAGCCUCUUCAUAUUGAUGGCAAUCCUGGCAGUUAUGGGAAUGGUCGGUGCAUGCACUCUUCCUCAUCCCCUCUGUGACACCCUGACCUUAGCAAAUACUCUCCUGAUCCUCUGUGGAAGUCUGCGUGGUGUCCUCCUUCUACUUGAUCCUUAUGGCACCCGUCAAAUCCUGUCUCGUGCUACUCUGGCAGCUCUCCAUAAUCUCCCUCUGCAGCUCCUUCUGUGGGUGCAGGUUGCCAUCACAAUGGUCACACUGAGAGGGUUGAAAUUAUUACUUUUCCCGCUAAAACUGCAGCGCCCCUGGGUGGUUGGAGUGCUGGCUGUAUCCCAUUGCACUCCAUUACUUGUAGCAGACCUUUUCUCUACAACUUUAUCCCCCACUCUCCCUCUGUUGCUACAUACCCUCUCCCUCUCCUGGGGCCUCCCAUUCUGCAUGGGAAUCCUCAAGUCUUUCUCCUAUCGAUAUCCCCUUCUCAGGUCUUUUGCACCUCAGUGGGCUCCAUCACAGAGGAUUGAGAAAUGUGCAAGGCGAGUAACAGUACUGUGCGCCUUCCUCGGGUUUCUCUGCUGCAGCCUUCAGAUGUAUAGUCUCCUCUGGCUUUAUGGGCUUCUGGGGAACUGGAGGCGCUUUGGCUGGGGCUGGUGGCUUUGUCAGUUUUGGGCCAGAGUUCUUGAGUUAGCUUGGGGAUUUUCGUUGCUUGUCCUGGGGUCCUGGAUCUUCUGGACGCCAUCCAGGGGUCAUUCAAGGGGCUCUCAUGGGCAGGGGAGAAUUGAGGUGCCUAAAGGGAUGGAGGGGACCCGCUGGUGGGGUAGGGUCUUGGCCUGGAAAAGGAAUGGGCCACUACGAAAAUCUGAGAAAACCUUUGAAGACCUGAUGCCAAAUAACUGGGCAAAGUACAAGUUGUCUAGAACAGGUAUCAGCAACAAUUUAAUGUGUCCGUAUGAUGAUCAACCGUCUACCGUUACACAAGAAUACAUGCCUGAUCCUGUUAGUAAUAGCAGCCCUAACUUUCAGGCUACACCACAGUGGCAGCCAGGUGGUGAACGCGAAUGUAUUCUUUCACUUAUAGAAUUUUACAUGUGGCCUCCAUCUCCAGUUAACCUCAGACACAGCAUUGACAAUGCCCUUCACAAUAGACAGCUUGUAACAGGAGGUCUGUUCACACUUCCACCUCCCUCUUGGACUCAAACUGUGGGCACAAACACCGCUGAUGGAAACAGUGGUACAACAACAUUCCCUCCAGCUUAUGUUGGCUAUGGGUGGACGUUAGAUACAGAGUCUAUUUCUGCAUCUCUAGACUGCUUCCAAAGUAAAGACUCAGAGCUGAUGCAGUCACCCAGUAUUAUCACUGAUUAUGAGGGUAGUGUUGAGUCUCCAGCUGCUGCACAUCAGUGAAAAGAAUUUAACUUAGCACUUUCAGCAGUGAUGCGUCAGCAUUGCUGGUCUGAAGACAAUGUGAAAGAUGUUAAAGCUGCGUCUAACGUCAGGAGUACCACUUCUAACCUAGCCUCACACAUCUAGCCUUCAUUAAGUGGCACAAUCACAUAAUGUGGUCAGUUAUACUCUUGCGAUACGGCCUCAAGCAAAAACUGCUUUACUUGUGUUUUGGGGUAAUAUUGACAUAAUUUAAACGCCAUAUGUACAGUAUGUUUUGAAAUACACAGUUACUAUCUAUUCAUUGCAAUAUGACUUCCAUUUGGUCUUCUGAAAUAAAUGUUUGUUGUUGUUGUUCUAGCACAACUUAAUCCAUAAGUACAGUGUCCCCCAGUGGAUAUAAAUAGUAUAAACAAUGUGAAGAGUUUUAUAAUAUUUGUUUUUAUAAUGUUCGUUUCUACAUGCCGAUGCGUGGUAGACAGUUUUCAAUCAGUAAGUGUAAAAUUCCUAUCAUCUCAGUCACCUCUCUCCUGUUUGUAACAAAUGAAUAUACUAGCUAACUUCACUGGUUGAUUGUCAUGUGAGCAUUUGUUUGGCUCACCUAUGGUAAUAUGUGAAAGCUGCACUAUUUACCUCUGCGGAAAGAAAUAUGAUUUUUUGUUGUGUAUGAAU
Etheostoma cragini (Arkansas darter) is the source of this 3182-nucleotide messenger RNA. RefSeq names its product proline-rich transmembrane protein 3-like. The transcript is spliced from 2 exons. The record is from RefSeq and is a predicted model, not a curated record. Bases 354 to 2531 code for a protein of 725 amino acids. Lineage: Eukaryota; Metazoa; Chordata; Actinopteri; Perciformes; Percidae.